Messenger RNA from Arachis ipaensis, 663 nucleotides. The record is from RefSeq and is a predicted model, not a curated record. Lineage: Eukaryota; Viridiplantae; Streptophyta; Magnoliopsida; Fabales; Fabaceae.
AUGGUGAACCUGGUAGCCGCUCACUGUUCUUUUCUGCAAUGGCUCAUGAAAAUCACGGCCGGGGUGAAACCCUACACAGUAGAGAUACACCCGGAAACACACAUGAGAUUCUGGGUUCCUUCAUAUGCCAUCUCUAGUCCUAACCUCGUUUCCAAGUCCAAGAAGCCAGUAGUAGUUCUCCUCCACGGCUUCUGCGGAGAUGGAAUCAUGACCUGGCAAUUCCAAGUUGCAUCCUUAUCCAAACACUAUGCUGUUUACGUACCAGACUUUCUCUUUUUUGGCGGCUCCUUCACCGACAGUCCUAACCGAUCGCUAGAGUUUCAAGCGGAGUGUUUAGCCGUGGGAUUGGGGAAGCUCAGGGUGGAGAAGUGCGUGCUGGUUGGGUUCAGCUAUGGUGGGAUGGUGGCCUUUAAGAUGGCGGAAAUGUAUCCUGAUAUGGUGCAUGGCAUGGUCAUCUCUGGCGCCGUUGUGGCCAUCAAAGAGUCCAUCAUUAUGGAGAUAGUGAACGGUGUUGGAUUUUCUUCGUGUUCAGAGAUGUUAAUGCCAUCCACUGUUGAUGGAGUCAAGGGCCUUCUCUCUUUAGGGAUUCACAAAAACAUUUCAUUCCCUAAUCGAUUUCACAACGACUUUCUCAAGGUUUGUGCUCAAGUUAUUCAACAAUAA